Molecule: messenger RNA, 2738 nt
Organism: Drosophila montana
Lineage: Eukaryota; Metazoa; Arthropoda; Insecta; Diptera; Drosophilidae
Gene: Mrgn1
Product: Mahogunin ring finger 1
Exons: 3
Coding region: 71-2443 (790 amino acids)
Biological process (GO): protein ubiquitination
Cellular component (GO): cytoplasm
Molecular function (GO): ubiquitin protein ligase activity
Source: RefSeq, a predicted model, not a curated record
ACUACUGUAAUAAUAGGAAAAGAACAAAGCAGCCAGUGCAAGGUGAAAUCAAACAAUUUACAGUGCAUAAAUGGGUAAUUUAGUGAGCAGACAAAACGCUGCUGUCGAGGAAGCAGACCAUAUCACCAAUAAUGCUUACAAAUAUCCGCCUCGUAUUGGCAAUUUCUUCGGCACUCACUUUAUAAUGGGUGGUGAGCGCUUUGACACGCCCCAACCCGAGUCUUAUUUGUUUGGUGAGAAUGCGGACCUUAAUUUUCUAGGCAAUCGACCCACAGCCUUUCCCUAUCCACCGCCGCAAGCUAAUGAGCCAACAAAAACGCUCAAAAGUCUUGUCAACAUACGAAAAGAAUCUGUGCGAUUUGUGCGAGUACCAAAUGACAAGAGGCCAAGCUGUGCUGAUGCUGAUACCUUGCAGGAGAAUGAAAAGAACAAGAACCUUAAGGAAAGCAGCGGAUCAGCAUCCGGUGAACAAAUUGACGGCAAUGUCCUCUGCAACAUGGUUGGAGUCAGUAGCAGUGCAGAGACGGUGCUACCAAACUACUUCUAUAACAUUGAGUUUACAUUCGACUCGGACGCAAAGUGUGCCAUUACCGUGUACUACGUUUGCACGGAAGAUGUGAGUCCCAGUGGCGUCACAUUAGCGCCUCGCGAAGGAUUGUCUCUUUCAUCAGAUACUUACCAUUACGAAAAAGGUAUCAAUCAAUUUUUCUCGCAACCCAACCACGUGUUCAACCCGCAGCUUAUACCUGAGGAUGAUCUUACAUACAAUGCCAGCCGCGAACAAUACCCAGUUGCUAUACAUUGUGUCAUUGAGGAAGGUAACGAGGAAUGUCGUCAGUCGCAUACUACGAUUUGCGUGAUAGACCACCAUCCAGAGACAUGCACUUAUGUGCUGCGCGCGCUUAAGCAGAAAAUUUUUGUAGACGGUCUAUGCUACUUGCUGCAGGAGAUCUACGGCAUUGAGAACAAAGCAGUAAACAAAUCCUCCCUGGAUGAAGAGAUUGAUGACCAUGGAAGUGAGUGCGUCAUUUGCAUGAGCGAAACCCGCGACACACUUAUUUUGCCCUGCCGCCAUCUAUGUCUUUGCAACUCUUGUGCCGACUCUCUGCGUUACCAGGCAAACAACUGCCCUAUCUGCCGAGCACCGUUUCGUGCUCUGUUACAAAUACGAGCUGUGCAAAAAGGCAUCAGCACACACAUGCUGCACCAGAAUACACCAACUUCAGUGGCUGGCGAGCCCACCCCUCCCGAUCUUCCCCCUGGAUACAUACCCGUCUCACUUAUAGAGGCGCUCAAUGGACCACCGCAGUAUGUGACUCGUGCCAGAAAAGGCGACCAUGACGCAAGUGAGAACAUCAUGAUGGCCGCUUCCACGAUGACAAGUGGUGAUAUUAAAGCUACGUCACCACUUAAGUCAAGUAGCCAACGCCGGCCCAAGAUCAAAAAGCAUGCCUCUACGUGCACAACCACCAAUGAGGUGGGUACCCUUACACACACUACUGGGGAUAGUUCCACACUAACAGUGAUGGAAAUUGAAAGCAAUUCCAAGAAGUCCUUGGCUGUCUGUACCUCACCCACUUCCGAGUUAACUCCUACGCUUAAUUUCUCGCUAGAAAAACAGGAGCUGCAUAUUAUUAACGAGCGUCUUAAUUACCAGAAAACCAACGCUGGUGUUCAAGACGACGAUGAGGAUAGCGAGAACGAAAAAUUGUCACCGCUGCUCUCACCAGGGAUGAAGAUCAAAAAUACCUCAAGCAAAUCGCUUAAACUAGUUGUGGAUAGUCUCGGUGACAGCGACGGCGAGGAUAUAGUAAAAAACAUACACGUUACUGAUGCAGCAGUCACCGUUAGCAUUAGUGGUGAAAACAAUGAUUUGCAGGAGUCCAAUUCGGAAAAGAUUUCCUCGUUAAAGCAUAGGACCGAGCCUGCCGAUUGUGAUGCGCCAGCGAGAGAUCCAUGCUUAUUAGUAGCCAACUUUAGUGCCGAGGACUCUGAUUACUAUACACCUGAUGACACCCAAAACACUAUACUUAGUCCAUUGUAUCCAUCCGACCGGGCUAAAAGAGGUGAUCCUUUGAGUUGCAGUUGUGUUGUUUUAAAUCACGACAUGAACGUUCCCAACGCUUCUGCGGUGGGUUAUAGCACCAAGUUAAAAGGGAGUCAAAGUCUACAAAAAAAAUCCACAUCGGCGGGUAACAUUGUUGGACCUAUCAAUGAGGCCACUCCUUGUUGCGGUGUUGAUUUAAAGAGCAAUAAUGUCAGCUCACUUCCGGAUAUGCUCGAUAGUCCAAUUAGCGGCAAUUCGGCUUCUACACGCAGCUCGAGUGACAGCUACUCAUCCAGUUCAUCGACCAAGCAGUUGCUUAGCUCUAACACGACCACAACAGCUGCCAACAUUAUUGUAGAUGACAAGACUUCAGUUCAGAAUGCAGUCAACGUUUGAAGAAAAAUUCGUUAAUACUAUAAAUCUAUACAUAAAAAUUUAUGUGCAUAUAUAAAAAUUAAACCUAUUAUACUGGAUCAUUUAUGUUUAGCACCAAAUGUGAUUAUACAAAUAUUAAUUUCACAUAACUCUAUAAGUCAGCAAGCAGAUGCACAUUUAAGUAAAUCAUUCAAUAGGUAUAUGAUCUUUAAUAUACUAAUACAAGCACCCAUAUUCAUUUCGCUUAACAUAGGAAAGGGUUUGAGUACAAACAAAUCAAAUAUAGUCAAUGUGGUGCACAACUUUUCACAUGCAA